CCACUUGGGCUGGGGCCAGCAGAGGACUUUGGCACAGCCCAAGCCAACCCUCACUAAACAGCUGGAGCGCCGAGUCCCCUGGGCUCUGGUGUCCAGUCAUGAAACGCCACUUCACAGACCACAGGGGAGAACAAUCACCAACAGAUGGGACCAGCCUUAGCUUGGCCAGCCCAGAGCCCACGGGGGAGAGUGUGGAAGUGUGCAGUUCAGGGACCGUGGAGAGAGAGAAGACACCUUCACGGUGGGGGCCGGCCAUUCCCCACGAGGAGAACGUGUGCUUGGCCCGCAGGGCUCCUGCGAUGCUGAGCUGGAGCGGCUCCUCGUCCUCCCGGUCCUCCUCCGAGUAUCAGUCUUACUCCCAGUACCAGUCUUGCUACUCCUGCCUAUACGACGAAGAGGACACGGCCCAGCGAAGUGUGUGCGCCUUCUACACCCACGUGCAGACGGUGCAGGGCGUGGCCGUGGCCUGGGAGACCGAGUCAGGCUUUGAGCCGGUCAGCCGGAAGCCCCGCAUUCACGAGGCCGAGUUCAUCAAGAGGCAGAGGAGGAAAGGCUCCUCCUUUGAGAUGGCUUCCAACAGCGACCUGUGCUGGGAACUGGAAGCCAGCAAGAGCCACUGCUGCCCAGAGCAGGAUGACGCGGAGCUGCUGGGGUCUCUGGAGUGCUGCCCGCAGGAGCUGCGGGACACCCCGGACUGGCUGGUCACCACGGACUACGGGCUGCGCUGCGUGGCCUGCUGUCGGGUCUUCCCCACGUUGGAGGCUCUGCUCAAGCACGCCCAGUAUGGCAUCCAAGAGGGCUUCAGCUGCCAGAUCUUUUUUGAGGAGAUGCUGGAGAGAAGGCGGGCCCGGGGCCAAGUCCGGGAGCAGAAGCUGGAGGAGGAGGAGGAACAGAGCCCUUCAGAGGGCAGUGAAUGUUCGCGGCCCCAGGCCAGGGCGCUUCCCUCGUAGCGGCAGCAGGAGCAGUGAGCCGGAGGUGAUGUGACCAGCCCUGCCCUCACCUCUGGCACCUCGGUGGCUCCUUCCCCAGCCAGCAGGACCAGAACUACCCCGGCAGGGGGGAGAAGAGGAGAUCCGGGGGGAGAAAGCAAGCGGGAGCCAGAGCUGGCAGGGCCGUGACAAGGGGGAGAACCCUUCCAAAGGGCACAGCGUUUGAACCAGAGUCCAUUUCGAACCUGAAUCCAAAGAGGGAGGGCUUCAAGUGUUUCUGACGAUGGGCACAAGAUCUGAAGCCCGCAAGCGUGUGGCCACAGAGAUUUUUAAUUUUUGCUGGUGGAUCAAGCAGGUCAUGACCCACAGGAGAGCUGACUGCAAAUGAAGCUUCUGCCCUAUAUUUUUCAUUGUUAGGAACCUGCUAUAUGCCCUAAUUCUAUGUCUUAUUUUAGUGGGAUUAAACUUGAGUAACUCAAAACUUAAGGCAAUAGCUAAAGGGGUGAGCCAUGCUAUGAGGUUGGGGGCCAUAGGAA
This is a messenger RNA of Prionailurus viverrinus (fishing cat), 1465 nucleotides long. It is a transcript of the gene FAM170B, whose product is annotated as family with sequence similarity 170 member B. The coding region runs from base 99 to 950 and encodes 283 amino acids. Gene Ontology annotation, biological process: fertilization. The transcript is spliced from 2 exons. The record is from RefSeq and is a predicted model, not a curated record. Lineage: Eukaryota; Metazoa; Chordata; Mammalia; Carnivora; Felidae. Gene Ontology annotation, cellular component: acrosomal vesicle.